UGCGUUACUUUGCUCUCUGUUGCUUCCUUGCCCGUCGCCCGUCGCCCUAAUCAGUCCAAAUUUGUCUUAUAAAAUUUUCGUCUCCAAAAUUUUAUCCCCUUUCGCAUAUUUUGUGAGGGAGGAUAAACCAGAACCUAUAAGUGAAUAAUCAAAUUCAGUGCUUCCUGGACUGAUUGUUGAAAUUGUGAGUCGGACGAGGUGCAGAAGUGAGAAUGGGUUGGGGUCACCUGGGAAGAACUGGGCAAUCCAAGAGGGGUGAGCCGAGCACCAGUGCGGAGGCUGCUCCCGGAAACACCGAACAAUCCGUGCCUCGGCAAUUCCCCCGGGCGGCUCAGCCUGAGAUCAUGAGAGCGGCCGAGAAGGAUGAUCAGUAUGCCUCUUUCGUUUAUGAAGCCUGUCGCGAUGCCUUCCGUCACCUCUUUGGUACUAGAGUUGCAGUUACCUACCAAAGCGAGACAAAACUAUUGGGACAGAUGCUUUACUAUGUGCUGACAACAGGUUCAGGACAGCAGACGCUUGGAGAGGAAUAUUGUGACAUCACUCAGGUUGGAGGACCUUAUGGACUUCCUCCUACUCCUGCAAGGCGUGCUCUUUUCAUUGUAUACCAGACAGCUGUUCCAUAUAUUGCAGAUCGAAUAAGUUCUAGAAUUGCUUCCCGAGGCAUUGCCCUCUCUGAUUCACAAUCUGCUGAGGUCUAUGGCGAAAAUGGUACCAUUAGGAGUAGUGAAUUUCAAACUUCUGAUGCGAGGGAACUUCCCUCUUCUGCAUCAGGGCAAUCUCUUACAACUCUGACAAGGUUGAAGGGGAAACUGAGAGGACUUUGGUUGCAUGUUGUUCAGAGAUGGCCUACGAUGCUUCCUAUGGUUCGUGAGUUGUUGCAACUGGUUCUUCGUGCUAAUCUUAUGUUCUUCUAUUUUGAAGGUCUCUAUUACCAUAUAUCAAAACGUGCUGCAGGAAUUCGAUAUGUCUUCAUUGGAAAGUCAUUGAAUCAAAGGCCCAGAUAUCAAAUUCUGGGUGUAUUUCUAUUGAUUCAGCUCUGUAUAAUUGCUGCCGAAGGGCUACGUCGGAGCAAUUUAUCUUCAAUUGCGAGUUCAGUUCAUCAGACAUCCUUUGGGGCGCACCAGAGAUCAGCAGGACGAGGUUUGCCUGUUUUAAAUGAGGAGGGUCUCCCAGUAUCGUCAGACACAGACAAAGGAAAUUGGUUAUCUGACACUACACAUUCGGAGUCCCAAGCAGCUAGUGGAGUGGCCAAAUGCACGCUCUGCCUGAGUAAUCGGCAGAACCCAACAGCCACUUCCUGUGGCCAUGUAUUUUGCUGGAACUGUAUAACGGAAUGGUGCAACGAAAAGCCAGAAUGCCCUCUUUGCCGCACCCCCUUAACCCACUCAAGUCUAGUGUGUCUCUAUCAUUCAGACUUCUAGAAUCUGCCUCUUGUCAGCAAAGACCCUUAAUCUUCUAUUUAUCACCGAUAAGAGAGGCAUCAAAGGAUUUUUUCCGCCUUGUAUAGGAAAAUAGUACAAGCUAAGAGUGAGGCAUUUGGUGUAGGGAUCUUCUAAAGCUAGAGGACGACUUUCCCAAAAUUUGUUGGUGAAAUCCCAGUCUAGUUAAUCCAACCAUUUUUCUAUAGACAUGUGUUUUAUUUUUAGAAAGCAAUCAAAUUUCGGCUUCCACUUAAUUUCUCCUGCGUUGAAUGUGAAGUUCCUUCAUCCUCCUCCUUGCUUCAUCAUCCAUGUUGCCGAUUUAGAGCGUGUUUGGUUCUACGUUUGAAAAUUACAAGCCUGCCUAACCUGGAGGUAUAACACUGGAGAGAUGAGCAAAGCAAAUGUUCAAAAAAAUUAGACAAUUGGAGUAAUUAGAAUCAGGGAAUUCCUAAGCAAACAAUCCAGACAAGAUGGUAACCAAAGUCGUAGGGCUUACCUCUGUACAAAUCAAAGAUUCUCGCUUGAGGGUGCAGAAUAACAAGACAGCAGGGAUGGCGACGAAGAGCGCGGAGAGCGGAGAGGGAGUACGUUUUGUGUUUCCUGCCUUUUUAUUUAAACAAUGGAUGACAAUCUGGUCACUGUAUAUUUAUUCUCCCUGUUUUUUUUUUUUGGUGAAUGUAUAUUUAUUCUCUUUGUAGAGGAACUCUCGUGGCCUUUUACCAUAAUUUCCAUAAAUUAAUUCGUAAAUCUCUGUAAUUUUAUCA
This is a messenger RNA of Neltuma alba, 2185 nucleotides long. Its product is annotated as peroxisome biogenesis factor 10-like. NCBI's taxonomy places the organism in Eukaryota, Viridiplantae, Streptophyta, Magnoliopsida, Fabales, Fabaceae. The coding region runs from base 213 to 1421 and encodes 402 amino acids. The record is from RefSeq and is a predicted model, not a curated record. Gene Ontology annotation, cellular component: peroxisomal membrane. Gene Ontology annotation, molecular function: zinc ion binding. Gene Ontology annotation, biological process: protein import into peroxisome matrix. The transcript is spliced from 11 exons.